This is a messenger RNA of Terrapene triunguis (Three-toed box turtle), 745 nucleotides long. It is a transcript of the gene SSBP1, whose product is annotated as single stranded DNA binding protein 1. Bases 191 to 637 code for a protein of 148 amino acids. The record is from RefSeq and is a predicted model, not a curated record. The transcript is spliced from 7 exons. Gene Ontology annotation, molecular function: single-stranded DNA binding. NCBI's taxonomy places the organism in Eukaryota, Metazoa, Chordata, Testudines, Emydidae. Gene Ontology annotation, cellular component: mitochondrial nucleoid. Gene Ontology annotation, biological process: positive regulation of helicase activity; mitochondrial DNA replication.
GUGCUGGGGGUGGGAGCAGCACAGGAAGGCCUCUCCCGGCAGCGCCCCGGGAGCUUGCUGUGGCUGCACUGGGGCCAGGGGCAGGGCUGCGCUGUAGCUGUGGGGCCAUCAGGGUUUUGAGCUGCUUUGCCCCGAAUGCCAAGGUUUUGUAAUGUGGGCAGUCUAAUCACAGAAAAAGAAAACCGCAGAAAUGUUGCGCAGGCCAAUAAUACAGGUGCUUCGUCAGUUUAUAAGACACGAGUCUGAUUCAGCCAGCUCCUUGAUACUUGAAAGAUCCCUGAAUCGUAUCCAGUUACUCGGUCGAGUAGGACAGGACCCUGUUAUGAGGCAAGUGGAGGGAAAAAAUCCUGUUACAAUUUUUUCUCUCGCGACAAAUGAGAUGUGGCGAUCAGGUGAAAGUGAGGUGUUCCAGGCAGGUGAUAUCACCCAAAAGACAACGUGGCACAGGGUCUCUGUGUUUAGGCCAGGCCUGAGGGAUGUGGCAUAUCAGUAUGUGAAGAAGGGUGCUCGAAUCUAUGUGGAAGGGAAGAUAGACUACGGUGAAUAUACAGAUAAAAACAAUGUGAGGCGGCAGGCCACAACAAUCAUAGCAGAUAACAUUAUUUUUCUGAGCGACCAUAUCAAAGAGAAGGUGUGAGAUGUUUAGUGCUUGGACCCAUGCUAUUCCUUUCAUUUUAUAGUAUUUCCUAAUUCUGAAAUCAUGCAUAUUGCUGUAUUUCUGUAAACAAAUUAAAAAACCCUUUUA